Cuscuta epithymum is the source of this 2493-nucleotide messenger RNA. The record is from the annotation of a GenBank genome assembly. Lineage: Eukaryota; Viridiplantae; Streptophyta; Magnoliopsida; Solanales; Convolvulaceae.
GAAGAUAACCCAAAUGAAAAACAAAGAAUCAUGAAAAUAACACAAGGCAACCCUAGCGGCUAAUCCUAGAAGGAUCUGAAAACCAGAGACGCUCCCAGUCAGUUACAAACCGAUCUGAAUAUCUGAGACUUCAGGUAGUUCCCUCUGAUAGACUCCAUUUCUGUCUCGCCCUUCUGCGCUCAAAACAGCAACCUCGACGUCCCUAUUCCGUCACCUGAGCAAGCAAAGCUACCUUCGCUGCUCAACUUCGCACCAUUCUAAGCUAACACAACCGGAGCCUGAGCGUACUUCUGUCGUAUCCAGGCUGAACCGAAGGCCUGUGACCUCUUAUUACGGGGUUUGUCCGGCGCGUGCCCUACUGUCCCAGUGAACGCGCCAUUUCUCUCCAGGUAGUUCUACUGACUGUUCAAGUACUAGGAUUAGUCUCUGAAUUUGUAAUUAUCAGAGUUUCAGACUUUCAGUUUUUAUUUUAUAUAUGGGCUAAGGUGUAUGUUUCAUGGGAGGUGUAGAGGAUGAAGAACCGCCCUCAAAACGUGUAAAAGUACAGUCUGGAGAGUUGGGAGAUCAUUUGAACGAAAUGUCUCUUAGAGAGCCUAAAAAUUGCUCUCAUGAACACCAAGGAGAGGAUGAGGUGGUUGGUUCUAAAGGAGUUGUCAAGAAAGUUGAAUUUGUAAGAAUCAUUGCGGAGGCAUUAUAUUCUCUUGGUUAUAAGAAGACUGCAGAGCAGCUAGAGGAAGAAUCAGGGAUACAAUUGCAAUCUGAAGUUGUAAAUUUGUUUAUACAGCAAAUCCUUGAUGGAAAAUGGGAUGAAAGUGUAGCUACAUUACCUAGAAUUGGUCUAAUGGAUGAAACCGUCAUAAAGUUUGUAUCAUUUUUAAUAUUUGAACAGAAACUUUUUGAGUUUCUGGAUGGAGAUAAUGUUAUGGGAGCUUUAAAAACUUUGAGGAUGGACAUAGCUCCUCUAUGCAUAAAAAGUGAUAGAGUCCGUGAGCUUUCCUCAUGCAUCACAUCUUCUUCACCAAAGAGUCUUGAUGGCGUGUCAAGUUCAUCUACUGUUAGAGUGAAGCCUCGAUCAAAGUUACUGGAAGAAUUGCAGAGAUUGUUUCCACCCGCAGUCAUGAUACCUGAAAAGAGAUUGGUGCAUCUUGUUGAACAGGCCCUUGAUUUGCAAGUUGAAGGUUGUAGGUUUCACAAUUCUAUGGUGGGUGAGAUGUCAUUGCUCACUGAUCACCAGUGUGGUAGAGAUCAAAUCCCUUCUCAAACUUUACAGAUCUUACAAGAACAUAGUGGUGAAGUCUGGUUCUUGCAGUUUUCCUAUGAUGGAAAGUACUUAGCGUCAUCAUCUGUGGAUUGCUCUGUUAUUAUUUGGGAGGUCAAACAAGAUUGUCAAGUCUCUUUAAAGCACCGACUUAAUGGUCACCAACAACCUGUAUGUUGUGUUUCAUGGAAUCCCAAUAACAGUCAGAUCCUGACCUGUGGGGUGGAGGAAGCUGUUCGCCGAUGGGAUGUGGCAUCUGGGGUAUGUGUCCAUGUUUAUGAGAAAGCUGGUCUCGGUUUGAUCUCCUGUGGAUGGGCUUCCGAUGGUAACAGUAUAUUCACUGGUGUUUCUGACAAAAGCAUUGCCAUGUGGGGUUUAGACGGUAAGGAGUUAGAGUGUUGGAAAGGGCAAAGGACUAUUAGGAUAUCAGAUAUUGGGGUCACUUCUGACGGGAAACAGAUUGUUUCUGUUUGUAAAGAGAAUGAGAUAGUUAUGUUUGGGUGGGAGUCGAAAGAUGAGAGAUUUCUUGUGGAAGAUCAAUUCAUAACAUCCUUCGUAUUGUCAAGAGACAACAAGAAUAUUCUGGUUAGUCUAUUCAACCAAGAGAUUCAUCUUUGGGAUAUAGAUGGGAAUAUGAAGUGUGUAGCCAAAUAUAAGGGUCACAAGCGCACCCGUUUUGUUGUGAGGUCUUGUUUUGGUGGGCUCAAUCAAGCAUUCAUUGCUAGUGGAAGUGAGGAUUCACAGGUUUAUAUAUGGCAUAGAGGGUCUGGAGAGCUCGUCGGGACACUGGGAGGACAUUCUGGGACAGUGAAUUGCGUGAGCUGGAAUCCAGUGAACCCUCAUAUGCUGGCAUCUGCAAGUGAUGACCAUACCAUUCGCGUGUGGGGGUUGAAUCAGGUAAACAUGAUGAAGCGUGGUAGCAAUAACAACAACGAAGAUUCUAAUGAUAGUAAUAAUGCUAAUAAUGGCAGCAUUAGCAAUGGGAUCCAAUAUUGCAAUGGUGAAACCUCUACCCAUUGAUAUCAGAUGCUUAUGUUUUGCUGUUAUUCAUACCAAAAGGUUUCUUUUAUAAACCCAUUUGUGUUUAUGUAUAUUCUUGUCAUGCUGACAUCUUAUGUCAAACGAGACUGAAGAAUGUGAAAAUCUCCUUUCAUUUUCAGUAAGAAUAAACCUGUACAAUUAUUGUUUUUCAGUUUAUUCAUUGCGUUGUUGAAUUUGUACAUCAAUUUCCUGUU